Messenger RNA from Halichondria panicea, 3505 nucleotides. RefSeq names its product DNA mismatch repair protein Msh6-like. Gene Ontology annotation, cellular component: MutSalpha complex; nucleus. Gene Ontology annotation, molecular function: ATP binding; ATP-dependent DNA damage sensor activity; mismatched DNA binding. The transcript is spliced from 24 exons. Bases 79 to 3357 code for a protein of 1092 amino acids. NCBI's taxonomy places the organism in Eukaryota, Metazoa, Porifera, Demospongiae, Suberitida, Halichondriidae. The record is from RefSeq and is a predicted model, not a curated record. Gene Ontology annotation, biological process: mismatch repair.
ACCCACCCACGUGGAGUACUUGGCUGCAGAGAAGGAAGACGUUCCACACUGCUGUUGCGACGUAGCCCCGCGAUAGUUAUGAGUACCCUCCACGCAUUCUUCAAGCCUCUGAACAAGUCCCCCAAGACUCCCUCUUCCUCUACCAGUGCUAUUAGGAAGAGGCAGCGCUCUCUGGACAGUGUGGGAGAGCCUAGCACCAGCAAGAUACCAUCUGACCUCACUCCACACAAGUCUCCUAGAGUCUCUAAGAGCUCUAUCGAUGAUAUUACACCAAAGAAGAGACGUACCAAUCCUGCCGGGAGGACAUCAUCCACAGUGAAGAAGUCAGAGGUCAAUCCUGUGGAGACAUCGUCCAAGGGUUCAGCAAAGAGGUCAACAUUUGCCGUUGAUGAUGGUUUAGAUGUCACUCCAAAGAAGCGUUGUCUGAAUGCUUCGAGGACCUCCCUCACACCGUCUACACCACACACACUGUCACAGCCGUCCCUCACACCCUCCACACCCCUCACACCUCACACAUCCAAGACCCUAGCGCAGAGUGAGGUCAGUUCAUUCUCACACGAGAGCAUAGAGUGGUUGCAAGAGGACAAGGUUCGUGAUGGCAGUGGACAUCUCAAGAGCCACCCUGACUACAAUCCCAAGACUCUACAGGUGCUGCGAGGUUUCCUGGACAAUCAGACACCAGCACAGCGACAAUGGUGGGAUAUCAAGAAGACACACUUUGACACCAUUCUUAUGUUCAAGGUGGGCAAGUUCUAUGAGUUGUAUCACAUGGAUGCAGUGGUAGGAGUGAGAGAGUGUGGUCUCGUCUUCAUGAAGGGAGCCAUGGCUCACUGUGGCUUCCCUGAGCUGGGCUUCCGCAAGUACUCACAAAUACUAGUCCAGAAGGGAUACAAAGUUGCUCGAGUGGAGCAGACGGAGAACCCUGCCAUGAUGGAGAAGAGGAUAAGAGAGAGUACUCAGAAAGUGACAAAGUUUGACAAGGUUGUUCAUCGUGAGGUCUGCUCUGUAGUAACUAGAGGGACUCAGGUUCCCCUGUACCAAGACUAUGACAGACAUGAUGCAGCCAGUCUCUACCUGAUGGCCAUUAAAGAGGAGGGCUCUGUGUAUGGAGUGUGCUUUAUAGACACCUCACUGGGCACCUUUCAUUUGGGUCAGUUCCCUGAUGAUCAGAGUGGAUCUAGACUGCGUACUCUCAUUGCACACCAUCCUCCUGCCCACGUCAUGACUGAGAGAGGUCAGAGGUCACAGAGGACAGCCAGUAUUCUCAAGCAAAGCUUGGCAGGCACUUUCAAAGAGCAGCUAGCACACAGUGCAGAGUUCUGGACGGCAGAGACCACACUGGAGGCUCUGACUGGUCACCUAGGAUGUCACACAUGGCCUCAAGUGUUGGACACUAUGCUAGUUAAAGACUGUCCUGGUAAGAAGGUGGCUCACAGUGACUACACACUAGCACUGAGUGCCCUGGGGGCGUGUCUAUGGGAGCUACAGAGAGCCUACAUUGAUACAGAGUUGCUCUCUCUCAAUCGCUUCCAGUUGUAUGUGUCCCCUGAUCUGCUCCCCCGUGCUGAGUCAGCAUUCUCUCCAGGCCAAAGGAUGAUCCUAGAUGACCUGGCGUUGACUAAUCUUGAUGUGGUAGAUACUCACGGUCAACCAGCGGGCACUCUACUACAAAGGAUAGAUCACACAGUCACUGCAUUCGGCAAGCGUCGGCUUCGUGAGUGGGCGUGUGCUCCACUAUGUAAUCCGGACGCCAUUAGUGCUCGACAAGAGGGUGUGGCUAACCUGAUUAACCACACCCACCUCAUGAAAGAGACUAGAGCUAUCCUCACAAAGCUGCCAGACUUGGAGAGGAAGAUCAGGAAGUUCCACAUGCUUGGUUCCCCUGGCAACCAUCCGGACAGACGAGCACUGUUCUAUGAUCACCUCAUCUAUAGCAAGGCUAAGAUUGCUGACUUUAUUACUGUCUUGGAAGGUUUUGAGAAAGCUACUGCCAUCACCGCACUCUUCCAGCCAGAGCUAGACAACCUUGGCUCCCCGUUGCUACGGCAACUAGUGACCCCAUGCGAUGCUGGAGGGGAUUUCCCCUGUUUGGAUGAGAUAUUGAGUUAUUUCCAGCGUUGCUUUGACAAGGCACACGCUCUCAAGGCUGGAGUGAUCGUGCCCUCACCUGGACUUAACCAAAACUAUGACAAGGCACUAGCUGAUAUAAAGAGUGUGGAGGAACAACUAGCACACUAUCUGACUAAGCAGAGCAAGCAUCUUGAUAUCAAGUACAUGUCUUAUGUCAAGAGUGGGCGUAACCGCUACCAACUAGAAGUGUCAGAGAGCAAGGUAUCUCAUGUGCCGUCAUCCUACGAGGUCAAGGGUCAGAGGAAGGGCUAUCAGAGGUUCAGUACUGCUGAGAGUGAAGAGUUAGUGGGCAGACUGGUCAAGUGUGAGGAAGCCAGAGAUGCCGCUCUCAAGGAGAACAUGACCUCUCUCUUCCACACCUUUGAUCAGCACUUUGAGCAGUGGUGUUCUGCUGUCGAGUGUUUGUCUACACUAGAUGCCCUCGUAAGUAUUGCUGACUAUAGCUCCUCCAAUGCCAUGUGUCGUCCUGAGAUAGUAGUGUCAUCUGAUAGACCAUUCCUGAGUGUGUUGGAAGGUCGUCACCCUUGUGUAUUGACCACAUACACUGGUAAUGAGUUUAUCCCUAAUGAUGUGAGCAUAGACACAGCUCCUUGUGUGGUGGUGACUGGUCCUAAUAUGGGAGGCAAGAGCACACUCAUGAGACAAACUGCUCUCAUUGUCAUACUAGCUCAGAUGGGAAGCUUUGUGCCUGCUGCCAGUUGUCGCUUCAGUCCAGUAGACAGAGUGUUCACACGAAUAGGAGCCUCUGAUAGAAUCACUGCAGGAGAGAGUACCUUCUUUGUGGAGCUCAAGGAGACGGCAGCAAUCCUGCGACACGCCACCCGACACUCUCUUGUGUUGUGUGAUGAACUAGGUAGAGGAACCUCUACAUAUGAUGGCACGGCCAUAGCUUGGGCUGUUCUGGAAGGUCUUUCUCGUGAGCUGGCUUGUCGUUGCUUCUUCUCUACACACUAUCACAGUUUAGUGGAGGAGUUGGGCAGUGCCACCAAUGUCACUCUGGGACACAUGUCCUGUUUAGUUGAACCUGACGAUACUGCCGCUGGGGGGGAGAGGGUCACCUUCCUAUACAAGUUUGUUGGUGGGGCCUGUCCGCACAGCUAUGGCUUUAAUGUGGCCACCAUGGCUGGUGUACCAGAGGGUGUUGUACGAUUAGCUCGAGAGAAAGCCUCAGACUUUGAGAGAGCUGCAAAUGACCUACUGGCAUUUAGGAAAGUGUUUGCAGCAUAAGAAGCAAUCUGAACAAUCGUUAAUCUGAACAAUCAUCAUUACUAACAAUUGUGUUGACUCAUUACAAUAUUGAUUUGUUAUUCAUCCCUAGCUUCCUUGUACAUGUAAUACAUGAUCUUAUUAUUUAACAAAAAUUAUUUGUACUGGA